Molecule: messenger RNA, 303 nt
Organism: Didymodactylos carnosus
Lineage: Eukaryota; Metazoa; Rotifera; Eurotatoria; Philodinida; Philodinidae
Source: the annotation of a GenBank genome assembly
AUGUCUCGCAUAUACAAGGCUCCAACUGUAACCAAAACUCAAUGGACACCGUCCACUUCACAACAAAUGGGAACGGCGAGUAACACUCUCGCUCCUCCGAAAACAAGCAAGUCCAAAACAGAUGAAAUAGAUGCAAUACUGGAAGAUGUGCGUCAGAAGAAGAUGCAGCUGCAAAAGGCACAAAUGAACUACGAAAAGGAAGAACAAGCUGGAAAGACAAGUGGGGAACCACCAGCGAACAGGGAAGCAAAGAAGGACUGGGAAUUGGUCGAAGAAAGAGAUGAUGAUGACGAUGACGAAUAG